Molecule: messenger RNA, 3338 nt
Organism: Camelus dromedarius (Arabian camel)
Lineage: Eukaryota; Metazoa; Chordata; Mammalia; Artiodactyla; Camelidae
Gene: JUP
Product: junction plakoglobin
Exons: 15
Coding region: 221-2458 (745 amino acids)
Biological process (GO): cell-cell adhesion; canonical Wnt signaling pathway; positive regulation of transcription by RNA polymerase II
Cellular component (GO): catenin complex; adherens junction; nucleus
Molecular function (GO): nuclear receptor binding; cadherin binding; alpha-catenin binding
Source: RefSeq, a predicted model, not a curated record
UUACUGAGUUGCUGCCUUGGCCAGAGUCCGGAGCAGCCGCCGCCCGAGCGCGUCGAGCUCAGUUUGCAGCCCGCGCCGGCUCCCAUCCCGGCCCGACCCCUACCCAGCCCGGCCAGGCUCCACACGCAGGUGCGGACGAUCGGGGCAGGUAUCGCUGGGGCGAGGGAAGGCUGGCGAGUGGCGUAGAGGCCCAUCCCCGCGUCUCCGGGCAGCAGCCACCAUGGAGGUGAUGAACCUGAUUGAACAACCCAUCAAGGUGACUGAGUGGCAACAGACGUACACCUAUGACUCGGGCAUCCACUCAGGGGCCAACACCUGCGUGCCCUCGGUCAGCAGCAAGGGCAUCAUGGAGGAGGACGAGGCCUGCGGGCGCCAGUACACACUCAAGAAGACCACCACCUACACCCAGGCGGUGCCCCAGAGCCAAGGUGACUUGGAGUACCAGAUGUCCACAACGGCCAGAGCUAAGCGGGUGCGGGAGGCCAUGUGUCCUGGUGUGACAGGAGAAGACAGCUCGCUGCUGCUGGCCACUCAGGUGGAGGGGCAGACCACCAACCUGCAGCGGCUGGCCGAGCCAUCCCAGCUGCUCAAGUCAGCCAUUGUACAUCUCAUCAACUACCAGGACGACGCUGAACUGGCCACCCGGGCCCUGCCCGAGCUCACCAAACUGCUCAAUGAUGAGGACCCGGUAGUGGUGACCAAGGCGGCCAUGAUUGUGAACCAGCUGUCGAAGAAGGAGGCGUCUCGGCGGGCGCUGAUGGGCUCACCCCAGCUGGUGGCGGCUGUCGUGCGCACCAUGCAGAACACCAGUGACUUGGACACGGCCCGCUGCACCACCAGCAUCCUGCACAACCUCUCCCAUCACCGUGAGGGGCUCCUUGCCAUCUUCAAGUCAGGCGGCAUCCCUGCCCUGGUCCGCAUGCUCAGCUCCCCUGUGGAGUCUGUCCUGUUCUACGCCAUCACCACGCUGCACAACCUGCUGCUCUACCAGGAGGGCGCCAAGAUGGCGGUGCGCCUGGCGGAUGGGCUGCAAAAGAUGGUGCCCCUGCUCAACAAGAACAACCCCAAGUUCCUGGCCAUCACCACCGACUGCCUGCAGCUCCUGGCCUAUGGCAACCAGGAGAGCAAGCUCAUCAUCCUGGCCAAUGGAGGACCCCAGGCCCUUGUGCAGAUUAUGCGCAACUACAGUUAUGAGAAGCUGCUCUGGACCACCAGCCGUGUGCUCAAGGUGCUGUCUGUGUGUUCCAGCAAUAAGCCCGCCAUUGUGGAGGCUGGUGGGAUGCAGGCCCUGGGCAAACACCUGACCAGCAACAGCCCCCGCCUGGUGCAGAACUGCCUCUGGACCCUGCGUAACCUCUCGGAUGUGGCCACCAAGCAGGAGGGCCUGGAGAGCGUGCUGAAGAUCCUGGUGAACCAGCUGAGCGUGGACGACGUCAACGUCCUCACCUGCGCCACGGGUACUCUGUCCAACCUGACGUGUAACAACAGCAAGAACAAGACGCUGGUGACGCAGAACAGCGGCGUGGAGGCGCUCAUCCAUGCCAUCCUGCGCGCGGGCGACAAGGACGACAUCACAGAGCCCGCUGUCUGUGCCCUGCGCCACCUCACCAGCCGCCACCCCGAGGCAGAGAUGGCCCAGAACUCUGUGCGCCUCAACUACGGCAUCCCAGCCAUCGUGAAGCUGCUUAACCAGCCCAACCAGUGGCCACUGGUCAAGGCAACCAUCGGCCUGAUCCGGAAUCUGGCCCUGUGCCCAGCCAACCAUGCCCCACUGCAGGAGGCAGCGGUCAUUCCCCGCCUUGUCCAGCUGCUGGUCAAGGCCCACCAGGAUGCCCAGCGCCACGUGGCUGCAGGCACCCAGCAGCCCUACACGGAUGGCGUGAGGAUGGAGGAGAUCGUGGAGGGCUGCACUGGAGCCCUGCACAUCCUUGCCCGGGAUCCCAUGAACCGCAUGGAGAUCUUCCGACUUAACACCAUCCCCCUGUUUGUGCAGCUCCUGUACUCCUCGGUGGAGAACAUCCAGCGUGUAGCUGCUGGGGUGCUGUGUGAGCUGGCCCAGGACAAGGAGGCAGCCGACGCCAUUGAUGCUGAGGGGGCCUCAGCCCCACUCAUGGAGCUCCUGCACUCCCGCAACGAGGGCACCGCCACCUACGCUGCUGCUGUCCUGUUCCGCAUCUCCGAGGACAAGAACCCAGAUUACCGUAAGCGUGUGUCUGUGGAGCUCACCAACUCCCUCUUCAAGCACGACCCUGCCGCCUGGGAGGCUGCCCAGAGCAUGAUCCCCAUCAAUGAACCCUAUGCAGAUGACAUGGAUGCCACCUACCGCCCCAUGUACUCGAGUGAUGUGCCCCUGGACCCCCUGGAGAUGCACAUGGACAUGGACGGGGACUAUCCCAUCGACACCUACAGCGACGGCCUCCGGCCCCCCUACCCCACUGCGGACCACAUGCUGGCCUAGCUGGCUGGAUCCCAGUGCGGUCUCCCAUCUGAGAGGCUCUCCGCGCAGGUGAUGGGGCGAGAUAGCAAAGUGCCUGAGCCCGGGCAGCAAGGCUGCAGCUUCCGGCUGAACCCCACGCCUCCAGAGGUCCUCUGUAGGGUCUUUCUUGGGAUGGUGAUCUGCUCCUGCUUUUCUGUUCUGGGCCAGGGGUCCAGGGCCCGACACCCCCUUCCUACCCCCGAGGGCCUGGCACUAAAGCUUUAGACUCGAGGCACCCUCUGUUCCCCCAGAAACCUACCCUCCUCCUGGGCUGCCCCUCCUCCUGGGCUGCCCUCCCCUGGAAAUCUCCCCUCCUCUCGGGCUGUCUUCAGUGGCUUGGGCCCCACGGGGCUUUGGUUUCUCCUGUGGCUCUGAUCACUGAACUCCAUUCAGCAACUGUGCUGAGCCCCUGGGGUCUCUGGGACCCAGGUUCAAGGCCCAAAGACCCAGAAUCCAAAGCUUCUCUUGAAAAGUUCAGGGAUUGUCCAGGGAAAUGGGGCGAAGAUGUGGAGAGCGAGUCCCCCGCUCCAGGACACUGCCUGCUCCUCUCUCCAGAAUGCUCAACUGGCUUUGGCACCCACCCCAGGGGAGCUUGGGGACAGCUUCCUCACACCCCCCUCCCACCCAUGUAACUGCCCUAGCUGACCCCUGAGAAGUGCUCUUGGCUGACCCCUCUGGUGUGCGGUGAGGGGCUUUCUCUUCCCCUUCCUGUUUCCAACUCCCCCCACCACCUCCUGCACAUGGGUGUGGGGGCUGGGGGAGGUCCCAGCAGAGAGUUUUAUUAUUACUGCUUUAUGUUUUUGGUUAUUGGUUUUUUUGUAUAGACCAAAGCAAAGACAAUAAAACUAACACACAGAUCCGA